Messenger RNA from Quercus lobata, 2765 nucleotides. Its product is annotated as pentatricopeptide repeat-containing protein At5g50390, chloroplastic-like. Bases 615 to 2690 code for a protein of 691 amino acids. Gene Ontology annotation, molecular function: RNA binding; zinc ion binding; protein binding. The transcript has a single exon. Lineage: Eukaryota; Viridiplantae; Streptophyta; Magnoliopsida; Fagales; Fagaceae. The record is from RefSeq and is a predicted model, not a curated record. Gene Ontology annotation, biological process: RNA modification.
UCACGGAGGUGACAACCUGGUGAUUCUAAUAUUCAUUGAUGCAGCACUGGCCAUUUCUCCUACUGACACUCCUUGGCUUUUGUUGCACCAUUCUCAAAAUUCUUUCCAAGUGCUCAACAAUUUUUUCUUACUCCCAAUUUCUUAUCUUUCUUUUUGCACCUUCUUCCGGCAUCUGUUGUUACUCUUUUUUUUCCUUGCCUCUGCUCUAUGGCUAAGAACAAACCCGUAGCCUCCUCCUCGUGACUCUCCAAAGAAGUACCAACAGAUUUUGUGUGAAGGCUUCAAUCUUUUUGGUUACCCAUUUCGACAACUUAUAAGGUUCCAACCUGAUUCUGUUGAUAACCAGUAUUGUGUAUAUGGCCCAAACUUUCAUUCCUUCAAGAUUUUUCAUUCGAAUUUGCCCCAUUCAUUAGCUCUGAUAUGAUAUCAUUAGAAAAGAACCAUGAGAUGAGCAUUUGAAUGACCUCACAAACUGACCUCAUGCCUGUUUUGGCAUCAAUGCUAUUCUUCCACUUUGAUCAUACAGUAAAGGGUACAAGUUUGGGUACGCUCUGUUUUUUUCAGCUUCUAUUACUACCCAUUAGACAUUGAUAUCUGUUUAUGCUAUCUUGAGUAUGGAAAUCCCACUCCUAAGCUACCAUUUUCCUUUCACUGUCAAGGACAAGAAAUCUAUGUUUUCUGGGUAUUGUUUUUCAUUUAGUAGGAGAAAAUGGAUAAACCCUUUUGAUAGGAUUAGGUGUUGUUCACUGGAAGUACAAGGGGUGCAGCAGCCAUGGCUGAAGCCGAAACCGUCGAAAAUUGAUGUUGGGGAGAGGAAAGAGACGGUUUUGGAAGAACCCCAGAUGAGAAAACAUCCCAGUUCUGGGAUUUGUAGUCAGAUAGAGAAGCUGGUUUUAAAUAAGAGGUAUAGGGAGGCACUUGAGUUGUUUGAGAUUUUGGAGUUUGAGGGUGGUUUUGAAUUGGAAUCUAGCGCAUAUGAUGCACUGAUUAGCGCUUGCAUAGGUUUGAAGUCGAUUAGAGGGGUGAAAAGGGUGUUUAGUUAUAUGAGCAGUAAUGGGUUUGACUUGGAUUUGUAUAUGAGGAACAGGGUGCUGCUUAUGCAUGUCAAAUGUGGGAUGAUGAUUGAUGCGCGUAAGUUGUUUGUUGAAAUGCCGGAGAAGAAUUUGGUCUCCUGGAAUAUGAUAAUUGGGGGGCUUGUGGAUUCCGGUGAUUAUGCUGAGGUGUUCCAGCUGUUUUUAAUUAUGUGGGAGGAGUCUUUAGAUGGUGGGUCGCGCACAUUUGCCAUGAUGAUUCGGGCAUCUGCUGGGUUGGGACACAUUUUCGUGGGAAGACAGCUUCACACUUGUACUUUAAAGAUGGGUGUUGCUGACAAUAUAUUUGUGACUUGUGCUCUAAUUGACAUGUAUAGUAAGUGUGGGAGCAUUGAAGAUGCUCAAUGUGUAUUUGAUGAGAUGCCGGAGAAGACAACAGUUGGGUGGAAUUCCAUUAUUGCAGGUUAUGCACUUCAUGGUUAUAGUGAAGAAGCUGUCAGUAAGUUCUAUGAGAUGCGUGAUUCUGGUGUUGAAAUGGACCAUUUCACAUUUUCAAUGGUUUUAAGAAUAUGUACGAGGUUGGCUUCUUUAGAGCAUGCUAAGCAAGCUCAUGCGAGUUUGGUUCGUCAUGGUUUUGGAUUAGAUAUAGUAGCGAACACAGCACUUGUAGAUUUCUAUAGCAAAUGGGGGAGAAUGGAAGAUGCCCGUCAUGUCUUUGACAAGAUGCCACAAAAGAAUGUUAUAUCUUGGAAUGCCUUAAUUGCUGGCUAUGGUAAUCAUGGUCAUGGAGAAGAAGCUAUUGAGAUGUUUGAGCAGAUGCUUCAGGGAAAAAUGAUACCCGACCAUGUCACCUUUCUUGCAGUUUUAUCUGCUUGUAGUUAUUCAGGUUUAUCAGAACGUGGGUGGGCGUAUUUUAAAUCAAUGAGUAGGGAUCACAAGAUUAAGCCCCGUGCUAUGCAUUAUGCAUGUAUGAUUGAAUUAUUAGGUAAAGACGGUCUUUUAGAUGAAGCCUUUGCACUGAUAAAAAGUGCUCCAUUUAGGCCUACAGCUAACAUGUGGGCUGCCCUGCUGACAGCUUGUCGUGUCCAUGAGAAUUUAGAGAUUGGAAAAUUGGCUGCUGAGAAGCUUUAUGGAAUGGAGCCUGAAAAGCUUAGUAAUUAUUUUGUGCUUUUAAAUAUAUACAACAGCUCUGGCAAGUUGAAGGAAGCUGCUGCUGUUGUUCAGACCUUAAGAAGAAAGGGUAUGAGAAUGCUUCCAGCAUGCAGUUGGAUUGAAGUUAAAAAGCAGCCGUAUUUUUUCCAUUCUGGAGAUAAAAGCCAUGCCCAAACGAAAGGGAUAUACCAGAAAUUGGACAACUUGAUGCUAGAGAUUUCAAAACAUGGUUAUGUUCCUGAGAGAAAAAAUUUGCUUCCCGAUGUUGAUGUUCAGGAAGAGCGGGUUAUAUUGUACCACAGUGAGAAACUGGCAAUAGCUUUUGGGCUGAUCAACACUCCAGGUUGGACACCACUGCAAAUUGUGCAGAGCCAUCGGAUUUGUGGUGACUGCCACAGUGCAAUUAAGUUAAUAGCCAUGGUUACUGGACGUGAAAUUGUUGUGAGGGACGCUAGCAGAUUCCACCAUUUUAGAGAUGCCAGUUGUUCAUGUGGGGAUUAUUGGUGAUUACUAAAUAUGUUUGCAUCAAAGGGAUUAAACAAAAAAAUAUUUUAUUAACCAAAAAACACCGUAUCAGUCACA